AUGCGCUCCACCACGCCACCGCUGUACUACAGGCGCCCCGAAGGCGUCCCGCUGCAGUACUACACCGCCGCCACCGACGCUGCUGUCGCGGCGCGAGACGUGCCCCCCGCACUGCGUGUGCCGCCGCUGACAGCAGCAGCAGCGGGUAAUUUGGGCCAACCCGCGGCGCCGAACUUCGCCCGCCUCGGCUCCACGGAACAGGCGACGCAUGGGCCUCCGCCCACCGUGAACAACGCGUUUCCUUCCGUGCGGUCUGUGGUCAACCCUUUCAACCUCGUCAACCCCUCACCGCGCGCCUCUGUGGCGGCCGAAAACCCGGCGGAUCUCCUGCAACAGAGCGCGGCCCGCUGGAGCACGACGGCGAGUCAAAGCGCCCAGGCCCUCUCCGCGCUAGAGACAGAGGAGGCCUCCCUGUUGCUCGAGGAGCAGGCGACGAAGGCGAAACUGGCGGAGCUGCAGGUAACGCGGCAGCGCCAGAUGGAAGAGCAGCUUGAACUCAGCCGUGGGUGGGCGGCGCUGCUUGACCGCGAGGAGCGCUACUUCACGGAGCCCCUCUUGGACCUCUCGGAGGAGCUCAUGGCGAGGGAGCGUCAGUGCGGCCUCCUGCAGGACCAACUGCAGCAGGCGGAGGCGCACCUCGAGGCCCUCCAUCGCGAGCAUCAGGCGUACGACGCGGUUGUAGAGGGAAAGAAGACUUUGGAAGCAGAGCUGCAACGGGUGCGGGAGGGAUUUCUGGCGAUUGAGAAGCGCCGCCAGGCUUGCAGGUUGCGGGCAGAGCUCUUCUUCGACGUCGAGUCGAAGCGCGCCGCGCAGGCGUCGCACCAUGUGCGGGUGCUGGACGCGCAGCUGAAGGAAAUGACUUCGACCGGGCCCUUGGCGGAGUUGCGGUCGGCGCCGCCGUCGCGGUCCACGUCACGCGGGGUCACCUUCGCACAGAAGAGCAUCAUUAUUGACGUUGGGCCCCACGCCAAGGAGGCGACGGCGGAGGAGGAGGACGGCGAGGAGGCCGGACUCACGCAAGGACUUGGCGGCACGUCUGUAUGCCUGCAGAAUGACGAUGACGACGACGUCGGUGGCAUCGGCGGGCAGAGUGCCGCCUACUCCCUCUGCCUCCCCAAGAGGCACCGGGUUGAGGUGCCCACGGCCUGA
Messenger RNA from Trypanosoma conorhini, 1149 nucleotides. RefSeq lists its product as uncharacterized. Lineage: Eukaryota; Euglenozoa; Kinetoplastea; Trypanosomatida; Trypanosomatidae. The record is from RefSeq and is a predicted model, not a curated record. Bases 1 to 1149 code for a protein of 382 amino acids. The transcript has a single exon.